This is a messenger RNA of Silurus meridionalis, 6491 nucleotides long. It is a transcript of the gene tulp3, whose product is annotated as TUB like protein 3. NCBI's taxonomy places the organism in Eukaryota, Metazoa, Chordata, Actinopteri, Siluriformes, Siluridae. Gene Ontology annotation, cellular component: cilium. Gene Ontology annotation, biological process: protein localization to cilium. The record is from RefSeq and is a predicted model, not a curated record.
GGAUGGAAUCGUUGCUUAUUAGAUGUCGAUGAUGAGAACAACAUCGGACGAAAUGCUCCGUUAGAUCAGACCGGUGUGUUUCGACGGCACACUAAAAGCUGCGUUAAUACUGUCAGGAAUCUGCCAGAGAGUUUGGUUUAAUAUUUUAUCCCACUGUAGAUGAAAUAUAGAUGAUUGUCAUUCCCAUGAUGGGAUUCGGGGGUGAUUGAGGGCUUUUUUCCUCCCAUGUGCUGUUUGCUCACCGUAGGCCUGGGUGUCCAAAGGAUGUUUGAAAGGUUUUGUUGCCAUAGUGAUGGCCAGGGCUCAGGGGAGGGGGCAGGAUGAGGAAGCAGGGAGGAGGUGACGACCUGAGUGCAGGUGAGGCUGUCUGAUCUGCUCGUCUCACAGCUCUACUCACUCAAACUCACUCACGCGUACCAUGGAUUCACUGAACACGUCGUCUCGGCCCAUCUACAGCCGCUGGUCUUACAGACCCUCCAGCUCAAACAGCUUCUCCUCCACCGCCACUGCCAGUUCCCUAAAUGAUGAGAGCAACAGUCUGAGACAGCAGAAGCUGGAGAAGCAGAGAGCGUUGUUGGAGCAAAAACAGCGAAGAAAGCGGCAAGAGCCGUUGAUGGUGCAGCCGAACCCAGAAGCUCGGCCACGUCGCAGUCGGCCGCGCCGCAGUGAGGAACAAGCUCUACUUGUUGAUUCCCGUCUGAGCAUCACCAACGAUGUGAUCUUCGAUGGUAUUGAUGGACCUGCAGCUUUUUUGGGUUCAGAAGCUCCUGAUCUCAGUACAAAGAUCCAAGUGCAGUCGGUCAGCUCGCCACAGAAGCCUUCCCCUCCUCUCGAGGAGCCUGAGAGAGACGGAGACACUGAAACUUUGCUGGAACCUAAAACAGACAUUCACACGCUGCUGCAGAGACGGGGACUCCCAGACAGCGUGAACUACGAUGAAGUCAGUGAUGAUGAUAAUGAGGAUGAAGACGGAGCCGGGUCUCUUUCCCCUAAUACCGAGUCCACACGUCCUGCCUCGGCAUCCAGCACCAAGUCCAAUACAGAGUGUGUGACUGCGACCUCACCUACAGCAGAAGGUCCCUCUGUUGAAGUGGACAACCCGGAGGAGUUCGUGCUGAGACCGGCCCCACGUGGCGUUACAGUAAAGUGCCGUAUUACACGCGAUAAGAAGGGAAUGGACCGCGGCUUAUACCCCACCUACUUCAUGCACCUGGAGAGAGAGGACGGCAAGAAGUUGUUCCUGUUGGCUGGCCGAAAGAGGAAAAAGAGCAAGACUUCUAACUAUUUGAUAUCAGUAGAUGCCACAGAUCUGUCUCGCGAGGCCGAGAGCUUUGUGGGAAAACUGAGAUCCAAUCUUAUGGGAACGAAGUUCACCGUCUAUGAUAACGGCACAAACCCCAGCAAGAACUCCGGAGCUCUGCUGGAAGAGAGCAACACACGGCAGGAACUAGCCGCUAUCUGCUAUGAAACCAAUGUACUUGGUUUCAAAGGCCCACGCAAGAUGACCGUCAUCAUCCCUGGCAUGAACAUGAACUUCGAGCGUGUUCCUGUUCGUCCCACGAAUGAUCAGGAAUCUUUAUUGAGUAAAUGGCAAAAUCACUCACUUGAGAACCUCAUCGAGUUGCACAAUAAGGCUCCGGUGUGGAACGAUGAUACACAGUCCUACGUGCUCAACUUCCACGGAAGGGUCACGCAGGCUUCUGUGAAAAACUUUCAGAUUGUCCAUGAUAACGAUCCGGACUACAUCGUAAUGCAGUUUGGCCGUGUUGCUGAGGAUGUGUUCACACUGGAUUACAACUACCCCAUGUGUGCACUGCAAGCCUUUGCUAUUGGCCUGUCCAGUUUUGACAGCAAACUGGCUUGCGAGUAGCUCAUCUGUAUCUCAUGCAAAAACACACUUCUGACAUUCAUUCAUUCAUUCAUUCAUUCAUUCAUUCAUUCAUUCAUUCAUUCUAUACCUUGAAUGUUUUUUUCCCUAGUUUUCAGUUUCUCUGUUCUAAAAGUCCACUAUGCUCCUAGUCCUGAGUUUGUGCAUUCCAAAGGGAGGGACGUAAACUAACAAGAAAUAUAUGAGAUUGUAUCAAAAAGUUCGAAACUAGCUCUGUUUACAAGAAAGUCCUUUAUUUAUUUUCGUCGCCUUACGCAGCAAUACAGUGCUCCCAGUGUUCCUGCCACUUCUGGAAUGUGUCUUAUUCUAAGCGUGUCAAGCACCUGCCAUUCGUGCCGGAUCUCUGCAAAGGUGUCAAAACGGCGACCUUUGAACUUCAUCUUUGGGAAGAGGUUGAAGUCCACAGGAACCAAAUCUGUAGAUUAGGGUGGGCGCGGAAGUGCGAUUAUGUUGUUUCACGUGUGAGGAGAGACAGGGUAACGCCCGUGGUCAGAAUAGCAGACGUGGUAAUUCUGACGUGGUACGCAGGACCGACGUCUAUUGGUACAUUGAUUAUGAAGGUCGGUGCUCCCUGUGACUGUGCAUGCAGCCUUGUGCUGCCAUCUGUUGGCAUGUUACAAAACUAGUCUAGAAACUUUUGAUACUAUCUCGUAUAUCUUGUAAAAACAAAGAGCAAAGAAGUGGGAGGUGCCUGCUAAGUGGUUAGGGCUCUUGGUUACUGAUCGGAAGGCCCAGUCUUGCCAAGCUGCCACUCUUGGGGCCCUUCAGCACGGCCCUUAACUCUUUAUCCUCUAGGGGUGCUGUAUCAUGGCUGACCCUGUGCUCUGACCCCAGCCUCCUAACAUUACUGAGAUAUGCAAAGAAAUAAUAAUUUCCAUGUAGGAUCAAGAAAGUAUUCCAAAUUAAUUAGAGCUGAAGAGUUAAUAAGGAUAUAAUGACGUUUUUGCGUGGAGCAAUAACGUUCAACCUGCAUCACUUCUAAAACUCACACAGUCUCUGGUGAAACGUUUUUAACUGUGUUGUUUUAUCACCAGCCUGGAAAAUGUUUUUCUUCCUUUAGACUAAAGAGCUUCAAAUUCAUUUGUGAAAAGUAUAAUUAGGAAAAAACCGUGCCCCUGAAUACAUCAUUUGUAUUCCUUAACAUUUUGACACAACUUAUUUUCAACACUGAACCUUAAUGCUGAAAAAUCCGAACUCCGAAAGAACACAUCUGGAAUUCUGUAGUAAACAAAAUUGUGUUGAAAUACCCAGAAUAUGUUUUAUAUUUUCGAUUGUCUAAAGUAGCCCAGUUUAGCUUUGAUCUCAGUAAACUCAUGGCCAAACCAUUAAAUGCUAUAAUGAAACAGGUUCUCAUGAGGAACAUCUCAGGAAAGAAAGAAUAGGAGCUACCUCUGCUGCAGAAGAUAAGUUAAUAAGAAGAAUUACCAGCCUCAGAAACCAACGAUUUACAGCACCUUAGAUUAGAACCCAGAUAAAUGAUAAACAUUUCAACAUCCACUGUUGAAACAGAGGAGACUGUGUGAAUCAGGCCUUCAUGGUCUAAUUGCAGCAAAGAAACAAUUAUUUCAGAAGAACAACAAGCAGAAGAGAUCUUCUUGGGCCAAGAAACCCAUGGACUGGACAAUAGAUCAGUGGAAAACUGUCCUUUUGUUUGAUGAGUCUAAAUUUGAGAUUUUUGGUUCUAACAAUCGUGUCUUUGUUAGAUGUACGGCAAGUGAAGGGUCGGUUUCUGAAAGUGUGGUUCUCACUGUGAACCAUGGAGGAGGAGUUGUGAUGGUGAGGAGAUGCUUUGCUAGUGACACUGUUGGUUUUUUAAGUAAAAUUGAGGACACACUUAACCAGCAUAGCUACAACAUUAUUCUGCAGUGACAUGCCAUCCUAUUUGGUUUACAUUUAGUGGGAUCUUCAACAUCUUUUCCAAAAAGACAAUGACCCCAAACACCUGUAGGUUCUGAAAGAGCUAUUUGUCCAAGAAGGAGAGUAAUGGAGUGCUGCAUCAGAUGACCUGGCCUUUAAAAUUACUCAAGCUAAAUCCAGUUUGGGAUGGUUUGAGAGUGAAGGAAAAGCAGCCAACAAGUACCCAACACCUGGAAACUCCUUUAAAAUUAUCCCAGGUCAUCAAAGCUAAAUGGACCUACUUUGAAGAAUCUAAAAUCUAAAACAUAUACUGGGUUGUUCAAAGGUUACUACAUAAUUCCAUACACCACCUUUCAUAGUUUGGAUUCUUCUGUAUUAAUGUGGAAGGAGAAGGUGUGUCCAAACUUUUAACUGGUACUGUACCCCGAGGUACUUAAGAAAGGGGGUCACUUUGUUUAAAAAGUCCUUUUUUGUAUAAGGGAAAUCUAUCAUUCAUAUCUGAAGAUGUUUUUUUGUGUUGUUAUGUGUGUCGUUUCAGUUCUGUUUUAUAUCAGCACUUUGUGGCUGUAAAACCAGUUUACAGUUAACCGAGGGACAGUGAUCACUAUGAUGAUCAGUGUGAUCGGUGCUUUGGUGUUUGUUACGCUUUAAUCGGUCUUUUUAUAUAAUAACAGCUCACAAAAUAACGUUUUUAAACAUUAUUCUGAUUUUAAAUGCAGAUUUGUCAGUGUUUUUCCUGUGGUUUUCAAAUAUAGCUUAUUGUUUGUGUUGAAAUGUAUGGAAAUGUUGGAGUUUUUUUUUUUUUUUUUUUAAAGUAAGCAGACCUGAGCAUGGCAUCUUUUAUAUGUACCCCAGGCGGGUGAAUUAGACCGCUUUAUUGUCCAAACAUUUCAAACAUCCAGUUUAAUAUUCUCCUACAACAUCCAUUAACAAUUAAACUAAUCAAAUGAUCAACAUUGCAGAGUAAAUGAGUAAAAAUACCCCACUCUUCUGCAAUCCAAUGAUGUAUAAACACAGUAAUCCCCCGUUUAUCAAGGUGGUUACAUUCCAAAUCCGCCCGCCAUAAACAAAAAACCACAAUAAACGGACGCCACCCUAAAAAUGCUUUUUCAUGUAUAAAGUACUGUAUUGACAUUUUACUUCAUUUUAUAAUAAAUACUUAUAUUUUUAUUAAUAAAUUUCAUUAUUUCAACAUAAAACUCCAUAAAAACAUCUGCGAGAUAUCGGGAAAAUCAGCCAAACAAAUGAGUAAUGUGGCAAAUGCGAUUCCGCAAUAAACCAAGUGUGCGAGAUUCGAACCGCGGUAAAUCAGGGGAUUACUGUAUAUACAAAGAUGCAGAAAAUGAUCCCAAAAUACACGUAAUUUUAAGAUAUAUACUGGUUAUUCUUAUGGCUAGAGGUCGACCAAUUAAUCGAUCAGAUUGGAUUUUGCAAAUAGCGAUAGCUAGGUUGAAUCGUAUUGCCGAUAACCCGAUUAAUCGGCCGAUAGUUUUUAAAUCGAUACUGAUUAAACUUCAUUACAAAACAAAACAGUACUGAAUCAUGAAAACAUGUGCUAUAUGAAAUAAAUAUAUUAAUACAUAAAUAUAAUUCUCAUGUCAAAACAAACAGCACUUGGUGAUUUGCCUCUAGAGGCCGCUCUCGUAAUGACAGUGAACCGGAAGCAAGGAAUCUGUAUGGAUUUUUUCAGAUAGCUAUGGAAGUUUUAAGAAGCCAUGCGUUGUAAAAAAAAAAAAAAUGUUGUCCCGUUAUCUUGAAGAAAUGAAUUGUUUUCUCAUUAUCACGACUUGAUUUUCUUGUGAUCUCGACACAAACAUUGUUUCAGUACUUAAUUUUUUAUAAACUAUUAAUAAUUCUGAAUAUACAGAUCAAUUAAGUUGUAAUUAUGAGAAAACGAUUUUCGGUAAUUUGAGAUCACAAGAAAUAAAAGUGUUAUAAUGCAUGGCCUUUUAGGACUUCGGUAGAGACCCGAUCGUUCCAGCAAUCAACUAUUAACUGAUUAAUCGGUCGACCUCUAGUUAUAGAAAUACCGAAAUACUUCUCUUGUAUAUUUCAGUGCCGUCAUGUCAUUCUGAGGUGAAAGAGAGCGAAAAUGCUGAACCUUCACCGACCAAAAAAUAUGAAUUGAACAUGAUUUUAAUUGAUCCCACACCCCAGGACUAACAGAACUGUGUUUCAUGUUCGAAACAAUGCGCUCCCAUUCGUGAAGGUCGGUUCUUGGUUCCUGACAUCUGUAAUUAAGAACUUCUGCUUUAAUGGUUCUGUACAUCUGAUUCAUCCGAUGAAGCCGAUAUGAUCUGAUGAUCUGUGGUGUAGAAAGAUGAAUGUGUGCAGGGUCAUGCAUCUGAUACUGAAUGCUUUUGUGUGCCUUGUUAUUUUAGAUUUAUAAAAUGCAAUGAAACGAAGAAAUGAUUUCCUUCUUACAGCGAAAACACAAAUGACAAAGUAAUAUUUGGUGAUGGCGUGUUACACGUGAAACACAUCCAUCUCCUGUUCAGGGUUUGUUCCAGAAAGUAGAUCCUGAAGUAUAUUUGGUCAAAUCCCUGAAGUAAACAAGCUCAUUGUGGCUCGAGUUGAUAAAUCCACACACGGUACACAGUUUAACUCAGGAUUUAGCAUUGAGUUUGGAAUUAUUUGUAAACUCUGAAUCAGACCCUGGUGAUUCUGGCUUGUGUGCAUUUCCAUUGUGUGUGUGUGUGUGUGUGUGUGUGUGUGUGUGUGUGUGUGUGUGUGUGUGUGUGUGUGU